AUGGCUGCCUCAGAGCCGUCUGCGCAGCAGACCACUGCGCCAGAACAACCACCGCAUGAUCCAAAUGACCUGAAGUACCGUGGCACGCCACAAUGGCUGCACAACAGCGCCAUCGCCGUCGCAAUCCUUGGCCCAAUUGCGAUGCUCAUGCCUCCGCGGCGUGCAGACCUCCGUUCCGUGGUCCUGUCCGGCGGCACGUUCUGGGCCACGAACCAGCUGGCCUUCGACUACACUGGCCAAUCGAUCCGGCAGCGCUUCCAGUCGCGCAUGGCGGUGAUCACUGACGGCGGUCUCCCCGAGCAAGCGAGGCGGAAUCAGGAGCUCAUCCGCCAGGAACGCUUGCGUAGGGAGGCGGCAUUGCCUGAAGAGCAGCGAAAAGCGAAGGAGAUGGAAAGACGAAGGAAAGAGCAAGGUGUUUUGGAUCGCCUUUGGAUGGGCGGCGAGAGCGAGAACUGGAAAGAGGAGAGGGCGAAGAAAGAAAAAGAGGCUCUGGAUGAUGGCAGAGGGUACCAGGGUCUGAUUAUGGACCAAAUAUGGGAGGUUUGGACGGGCAAGAAGGCGGAAACGGAUGACGACGAAGCAAAGACUGAGACUGUGGGGGCGCACGACCAGGCGAAGAAACCAAAAGAAUGA
Molecule: messenger RNA, 633 nt
Organism: Phaeoacremonium minimum UCRPA7
Lineage: Eukaryota; Fungi; Ascomycota; Sordariomycetes; Togniniales; Togniniaceae
Product: putative rhomboid family membrane protein
Exons: 1
Coding region: 1-633 (210 amino acids)
Source: RefSeq, a predicted model, not a curated record